CCUGUAGCCAAAGUUAUGGCCCAAAUACUAUGGCGACCCAAAAUGCUUCAAUUUCCUCUCGCUCUUGCGCUUAUCCUGCAUUUCAUGGUAAAGAAUCGCCACAUUAGUUAGAUCUGACAGUUCAGCCUCGUCUGUAUCACUCGCUCCUGCAUCACCCUUCCCGUUGAAAUGGGGCAUGUAUACAUUUCUUCGGUCUACGGAAAAAUUUGCCUUGUUGGGUGUAUGCAACUAAAACCUAACUGCGUCACUAGGAUGUGUGAGGAGCUCAGCAAUCCUCUGUUUCUUUUCGAAAAUAUCCUCUCUUUUCCUCCGACGAUGGCCGAUAAAACAACUUCCGAGUUUUGGCUCCCGCCGGAGUUUCUCCCCGACGAGGACUUACUCAUAGACCCGUACGCCUUCGAGAAACCCGUCAGUAGGACCCUCCCCCGCUCGAAUCUCCUCUCCCCGUCUGCGCUCCCCCAUGGCCGGAGCUUCUCCCCUGUCGCCUCUUCCGUUUUCUCCGGCGUGGAGGAGAGCGAAGAGGAGCUUCUCUCUUGGUUAACCAGUCGCUUCCGGCGGACCGCUUUGGAGGAAGAAGGGGACAAAUCCCUGUGUAUUCCCCGUCACUCGGAGAAGGGUGGGGUGUUAUCGGGAUCUCCACAGUCCACUCUGGCGAAGGUAGGUAGCUGGACCGGCCGGAGAACCGGUUCAAUCAACGGUAGCCCGUAUGGACCUUCUCAGGCUUCGUCUCCGACCACGCCUCCGCUGUGUGUCGAAAACGACGACGUGUGGGCUCUGAUUUUCCGGGACGCCGUACAGGCUCGCCGCCCUAGAUCGACGCCCGACGCAUUGCUUUCCGAUCUUCCUUCCAUCCCUCCGGCGAACCUUGUGAAAAACAGCAUUUCGGGUGCUCACGUCAACCCGUUCCAUCAACUCAGAGCGCUCCAAAUGAUGCAGCAACAGUGCUCUGAAAUGUGGGGCCAGAAGAUCGACGGCGGUUAUCUAGGCGGACGAGACGUAUUCGGGAAUCGAGGCAACCGGGUCGGGUUCGGGAUUGACCCGUUCGUUGAAACCCGGAAUAGCGGAAUCCCAGUCCCUGGCCAGACGGCUGCCUGGCCUGCUCUGCCUCCGCAGCGGCCCAUCCAGUACGGCCGGCCGGAUAUGACCGCGGCGUUUCCCGGUGGUUAUGUUGCCGGAUUGAAACGCGAGUGUGCCGGCACCGGCGUCUUCAUUCCCCGGAGAUAUGAACCGAAUAACAAUGUCAAAACUUCUGCUGAUCCGCGCAAACCAACAUCUAAGAUUUCUAAUGGCGUGAACAAGAGAUCGGAUGGAUGCUACAAUGGCGGAUCAAGGGCUCAGAUUCAUCCUUCUCCCGGUGGCUUUUCCAUCUCAGACUAUGAGGUACUAAUAGCAAGAAGCAACGCGGCGUUGCUGGAGAAGCGGAGGAGGAGCAUGGGCCCACAACCCGAGGUAUCGAUCAGCCCCGAGUUGAGGCUUCCGCCGGAAUGGACAUACUGAUCAAUGUGUGGUGUGGCUUUUGGUGUUAGGAAUGAGAAUUUAGGUGUUUCAAGUCUAAUGGAGGGUUAUAAUUAUGAUAGUGAUGACUGAUUUGCAGCAGGUAGGGCAUGGUUUGGGUAAAAACUUCAAUAAUAAGUCUUAGUCAUCUAUGAAUAAACAUAGGGUUUAUUA
This is a messenger RNA of Cuscuta campestris, 1668 nucleotides long. The record is from the annotation of a GenBank genome assembly. NCBI's taxonomy places the organism in Eukaryota, Viridiplantae, Streptophyta, Magnoliopsida, Solanales, Convolvulaceae.